CAAAAGUAUAAUUUGACUACUUAAAGUCUCUAUAUGCCAUGGUCACAAGGUAUGACACGAGCGGGUUAUAAAACCAAACUGCAAUAUGACGCAGAAUGUAGAAUCGAAAAAACCUAUGGUAGACAACUCAGGGACAACAUAUAUGUAGGAUAGGACACGGAUACAGAAGUCAAUGAAUAAGGUCCAUGCAUGCUGGCCAGGGAAAGAACUGUGAUUAGACGACUUAAAUACAAUCUUACUGACCAAGUGGAAAAUGGAGAAGAAACCAGAAGAGAAAAAGGCCUUCUGGUGGUGUAGAAUUGUGGUGAACAGACCAAAGUUGACAUUUGGUUUAACCCUUGGGUGCCAUGUACUGUUUGUAAUCAUAACAGUAGUUUUGUUAGUGAUUGGAUUUAACAUCUUCCCCCUUGUUUUGGAUGGUCUACCCCUGCAGCUCGUCGACGAUCCUGCCUUUCUCAACCGUGAGGCGUGGAGACAUAGGGACGUGGAUCUACUGGAAGAACUACUAGAGGGUGAUUAUUACGGGGACUAUUAUGACUACUAUGAGUAUGAGGAGGACGACGAAGAAUCCACUCGGAAAAAACGAUCCAUUAUUAGACCAAUGAUGCCAUCAGAUAAAUUCAAAUCGAACCCCAUGAUAGACCCGGCUAUAGAUGAUAAUCUGAAGAAUUUGUUUACGUUACAGCUCAAUGUUAAUAGUAUUGAAGAAUCUGGACGACUAGCAGAUGGUUAUAUUCCUGAGUUUAAAUGUGAGGGGCAUUGUGAUCGAAACAAGUGUUCCAACUUUAAAGAGGAAGUAUGUACCUUUGAGAUGAAUGAGAUGAUUACUCACAAUGGAAAAUCUAGACGUAAACGAGCGGACGACAUUGAAACUGAUGAAGUACAUGAACGAGAGCGGCGUCUGACAGGACUUACGCUAAUCUAUGAGCAACCCGGGGGUAAUGUUUUUACUAAGGAGAAUCUCAUGAAAAUAGCGAAGUUUGAGUUCAUGCUCUAUAAAAUGGAAUCUUACCAGGAAGACUUUUGCCAUCUACGGAAGAUAUUUGGAUUCUGGGUUUGCGCUCCGUUUCUAUCCGUAUUGCGAUUCUUCGAUGGGACGUACCAAGGAAUACACGAUGACUUGUAUGAUCCGAGUUUCACCAACAUAACAGGAUUGUUGCACCUAGCAAAUACACACGAAGACACCAAAGACUCAUUUCGCUUCUUUCUUGGAUCGAAAAGUGAAGUGAAUUUUACUAAAAACGUAGCAUCAUCAGAGAUCACACGAUCUCAAAUGUCAUUUGGUUACCCCAUGAAAAGGAUUAAUAAUGAUACCGAAGACUAUGACUCCCACUACAGAGUUUGGAGAUCAUGGGCAUAUAAAUCAGUGUUUCCUUUACUUACCGAUCGUUUUGAAAACGGAGUUGGAAAUUCAAGUCCAUUGAAAUUCUUUUUUGAGAAUUCAGGAUUGUAUUGGCGCGAAGCAUUUGACACCAUCUUGGAAGAUUGGAAAUUCUUGAUUGGUAGUUUUGCAUUCAUAUUCGUAUUCAUGUGGAUACAGACUGGCUCACUGUGGAUAACUGGUUUUGGAAUUUUGAGCAUUAUUACUAGUUUUGUUGGAGCUAACUUAAUUUACAAUGUUGUUCUGAAUUUCAAGUUUUUUGGAAUUUUUAACGUCCUCGCCCUCUUCAUUGUGCUUGGAGUAGGAGCAGACGACAUCUUCAUCUUCACGGACGCCUGGAAAUACACUGCGCGACAAAGCUAUCCUUCAGUGGAACAUCGACUCUCAGCCUGCUACAAAAGAGCAUCCGUUGCUAUGUGCGUAACGUCCCUGACAACUAUGGUGGCAUUCUUAGUCAGUGCGUUUUCACCUUUGUUAGCAAUUUCAUCAUUUGGAGCUUUUGCAGCAACGACGAUCUUUGUGAAUUAUUGCUCUGUCAUUGUUUUCUUUCCCACAGUAAUAGUGGUACAUCAUUUAUAUUUUGAGAAAAACAAUUGCCUGUGUUGCCAUAUUGGAAAAAGGGAGCAACUUUUGGAGGAUCAACAAGUCGAGGUCGGAAUAGACAAUAACGCAGACAUUGCAAUCGGUGUCGAAAAGCCAAGUGAAUUAAAACAUUGUUCGUCUAAACAAGAACUUACUCCAACUGAUACUCUGCACAAGAAGCAAAAGAAAAGAAAAUCAUUGCAUUUCUUUAUUGUUGAUUUCUUUGGAGGUAUCUUCUUCAAGUUUGUCUCACACAAGGUGGUCAGAUUUGUCAUCAUAGCGGUCUUCAGUCUUGUCACAAUUGGUGGUAUAUACUUUACAACUACGAUAGUUAUCGACGAUUCUGAUCUUCGUCUUUUUAAACAUCAUACGAACAACGAACAAGCAAAAGAUCGAAUGAACUUCGCAUUCAAACCAACCUUAAGUACCAGAUACAUAGAUAUAACUGUUGUAUUCGGUUUGAAGAAACAGGAUAGAACUAUGUGUCCAAGGAAUGAGUACGAUCCAUUGGCACCGUGUAAGGGUGUAUCUGUAUGGGGGAACUUGGACCUCACAGAUACAGAAAGCCAGAUGGCUCUUCUGGAAUUAUGCCAAGAUAUACGGAACAUGAAAGGAGAUACACAGAAAAGGCUGAGGCUGAAUGAAGACCCAAUAUUGAAAACAAACAACAUGACAUGCUUCAUGGAGGGAAUGCACGAUUUCUUUAAAGAGGAAGGGACGAAGCCACAGUACCCAGCAGAUACGGACCUGUCAUUACCCAUCACUUUGGAGAAAAUGUACACAAUUAUGCAACACAACCCCACAGUUUACAAAAAUGUAUCCAAAGACGUUAUUUCAAGGCCAUUUGAGAUGGCGCUUGACUUCUGGUUAACAGGAGGCCAGCAUCUAUACACUAAUGAUUCACUAUGGGGUGAUUACGAGAAAUACAUGGGGUUUGACCGAUUACCCGAUGAAAUCGAAGAGGAUAACCUAGGAACCCGACCCAAAAAGGUUCCGAUACAUCAGUAUACGAUGAGGUACGCUGCUUUUGAAGUGUUCACUGAUGCACCUGCGAGGAAUUUGCCUUUACAAGAUGGUCUCGACAUGAACAAAUAUUGGGAUGAAUAUUUGGAGGGAAAGAUGUCGAAAAUGCCAGAGAGUUUAAACGAAGGAUUCCACACAACCUAUAUCUGGCAUUGGUUACGUGUCAAACAGACGAUUGCAAUACAAGGUGUGACAGGUGCAGGGGUUGGUGUUGGAUUAUCAUUCGUAGUGAUCUUUCUUGCCACCCAGAACAUAAUCCUUGGAGUUGUAUCCACUCUCAUACUAGGCGCUGUAUCAGUCUGUGUCAUAGCUCUUAUGCCCCUGAUGGGAUGGAAACUAGGGGUCCUAGAAGGAUUGAACUUAUGUCUAGUAGUAGGACUAGCUGUGGACUAUAUUGUUCACCUUGCGGAGGGAUAUAGGAUGUCAAAGAAUGUAAAUCGGCUGGACCGUUUACAAGAUGCCCUGGAGCAGUCAACGAUAAAUGGCAAGUGCAUCACUGGUUUACCCUCAUGCUAUUAUUAG
Molecule: messenger RNA, 3508 nt
Organism: Owenia fusiformis
Lineage: Eukaryota; Metazoa; Annelida; Polychaeta; Sabellida; Oweniidae
Source: the annotation of a GenBank genome assembly